This is a messenger RNA of Copidosoma floridanum, 2686 nucleotides long. Its product is annotated as nuclear RNA export factor 1. The record is from RefSeq and is a predicted model, not a curated record. NCBI's taxonomy places the organism in Eukaryota, Metazoa, Arthropoda, Insecta, Hymenoptera, Encyrtidae. Gene Ontology annotation, biological process: poly(A)+ mRNA export from nucleus. Gene Ontology annotation, cellular component: cytoplasm; nucleus. Gene Ontology annotation, molecular function: protein binding; RNA binding.
AUAAUUUUAAAUGACUCUUACACAAACUUAAUUUGGCAACCUUUAUUCAAUAAUUAAUGACCGUAGUUAAAAAAUCUAGUGUAAGUCAAUGUAGUCUGCCGAACUUCGUUUUAAAGUGUUUUUUUAUGUUCAGACAUCAAGAUAUUGAAUAAUAAAGCAAAUGAUUCUUUGCACCUCAAUCGAUCAUUGAACUUAGGAUUAACUUCUUAUUAUGCCGAAAAAACCUCAUAAAUCUCAUUGGGGGGGACAGGGUUGGUCAAAUAAUUCGGAAACAAAAUCAUAUUUUGGUCAUGAUGAUAGAACCAGUCAUUCUAGUGAUCGUUCGAAAUUUUCAAAUACCAAACCUAGAGUAUCAUUUAAAAAGCAAAAUUAUAAACAAGACCGAACCAAAAAAAAUUACAUGACUUUUCCUAGUGAUGGUGAUGAACCAAUGAUUAAUAGUUACAACAACAGUCUACGACCAAUGAGUCACAGAGGAAGAGGUAGAGGUUUUAACAAUCGUGGAAGAAAUAGUCCACUACCUCGUAGGGCUUGUUCAAGAGAUGAUAGAGCCAUUUUUCAUGCAAGUGAUUCUCAUUGGUACAAAGUAUUUAUACCACGAGGACAAAAGUACACAAAGGAAUUUGUAAUUGGUAAUUUGAACAGUUGCAUAGCACCAUUCACCUUUACACCUAUAAUGUAUAAAAUUGAUGGAAUUGAUGCCAGUUUUUUUGUUGAUGAUCAAAAAGCUGCAUUAAAAAUAGCUGACUGCAGCAAUAGAAUCACAACUAAUGAUGGUUUCAAAAUGUAUUUCAAAGUCAAACAAACAGGAAGCCCACCUUUAGAAAUUAAUGAUGCUCUCAAAGAUAGGUUAAAACAAGCCAUGAACAAAAGAUAUGUACAAGAAACAAACGCUUUGAACUUGUCUAAGUUCUAUCAUGAUCCUGAUUUAGCUGAAGACUAUUGGUGCCCUCUUUCAAAGCAGAACAUGUUAAUGACAAUCUUAGACAUUAUUCAAGAGCACAUACCUCAUUUGGAAGCAUUAAAUUUAGACUCCAAUAAGUUACAUAAUAUUGAAAAAUUGAGUUUACUUGCUAGUAAAUUUGUUAAACUAAAAAUUCUUUACAUUCGUGACAAUAAAAUAAAAGAAAUGAGUAACUUAAAUGCAUUAAAAAACUUGCACUUAGAAGAACUACGAUUAGAAGGUAAUCCUUUCUGUAUCAAAUACAAGAAUAGACAAGAUGAGUUCGUAAGUGGCAUAAGAAAAAUGUUUCCAAAACUUUUGAGACUGGAUGACAUGGAAUUACCACCCGCUAUUGUCUUUGAUUUAGAUGAUCAAAAGAAUAAAUUACCUUCGACUCACAGAAUGUUUAUUGUGCAAUCUAAUACGAAUGCCAAGGAGCUUGCUAGUAGAUUUCUUCAACAGUACUUUUUAGUUUUUGAUAGCAGCAAUCGUCAGUCAUUACUUGAAGCAUACCAUGAACAAGCUUGCUUUAGUUUAACAACUAAUAUUUCCCAAAAUCUGAACAAAUUCAAUCCGUAUUUACUUGAGACCCGCAAUCUGUUAAAAGUUUUGGAUACGCCUCGAAGACGGAAAUUAUUAAAGCAGGGACGACUGCCUGUAGUUUCCUUUAUAUCUGAAAUGCCGCGUACAAAACAUGAUUUGAACAGUUUUACAAUGGACUUAAGUGUUUUCUCUGAAAAAAUGAUGUUUGUGACUGUGACGGGCUUAUUUCAGGAGUAUCACAACAAUGACAAAUUAUUGCGAUACUUUAAUCGAACUUUCGUAAUAGUGCCAGAAGGGGCAGGAUUCUGCAUAAGCAAUGAACAAUUACACAUUAGUAACCCAACUGUUGAUCAAGAAAAGCAGUUCGAUACUUCUUUAUCUGUCCAAGGAGUUCCAGGACCAUCUUGCGCUGUACCUUUAUGUACCAUUAGUUCAAUAGAUUUGUCGGAAGAAGUAAAACAACAAAUGACUAUAACAUUAAGUCAACAGACUAAAAUGAACAUUGAGUGGAGUCUCAAAUGUUUAGAAGACGUACAGUGGAAUUUUGAAAGUGCCCAAUCAGCAUUUCAAAAAGCCUAUAGCUUAGGACAAAUACCCUCAAAUGCUUUUACGCAAUAAGCUAAUAUCUUAAUAAUUAAAUUUUUUUGCGAAAACUUGUACAUUGUAUUUUAUUUCAUCUGUCAAAUACUUUUUAACACUAUGAAAGAGUAUUGCAUCACGUUAUCUAUUCCAUAAAUGAUUCUAUUAUAUAUUUUCCACCCAUAAAAAAGUUUCUUAACAAACCUUGAGUACAUGUACAAGCAAAAAUUGUAUUUUGAUUUUAUUUAGAAUUGUUUAAGCAGUUGUAUUGUUGUGACCAUGAUAAUCUUGUCAAACUCAAAGCUUUUAUCUUGUUAAUCAUACAUUUUUUUAUCAUACUAUACAUACAGUAAUAAAGUAGUUGAUUUUAUAGUUUUACGAUAGUUUUAGUGUAUAAAAGUCUUUUUUUCGAGUAACUACUCUUUAAGGUUAUGUCUAGUACUAAAUUUAUUUUUAAUCCAUUACACACUUAUUUUAAUACAAAAAUACACAAGUUAUUCAUGUAUUGGUAUUCGUUUUACUUUCUUAUUUUUGGGUUGCCCAGUUCUCGUAUAAUUAUAAGCAGUGUACAAUUGUACGGUUUUUUAAAGCAUAAACUUGUGUACAUAAGUGAGUACUGCA